Molecule: messenger RNA, 1200 nt
Organism: Colletotrichum phormii
Lineage: Eukaryota; Fungi; Ascomycota; Sordariomycetes; Glomerellales; Glomerellaceae
Exons: 2
Coding region: 1-1200 (399 amino acids)
Source: RefSeq, a predicted model, not a curated record
AUGGCGUCUAUUUCCCGUCAACCCUUUGCGCCCCUCGACGGUACUCGACUGCAGAAUCUGACAAGCAUUAAGAAUAGACAGAAUGCUGCUCCAUCAGCUACUGGCGGCAAGCGCAAAGCUUCAGACAGCGUAGAAACCGACGAUUGCGAAAAUGUCGACCCGUUUGCUUUUUCUAAGCGAUCUAAGAGCUCCGAAGCCUUCUACCCGUCAAAGGAUGUCCUCAAGCCUUCCUCCUUCAUCCUCACAAAGGCCGCGCCCCUCGCCGCAAGCUCCGUGUUGAAUUCCUCAAGGCCUACCCUCCCUCGCCCUCGCAGUCUACUCCAGCCCAAAUCGCCGUCAGCGAAGAUCAACACCGCUAUCGCCAAGUCCUCCCCACUCUCAGCUCCCGCUGGCCGUUCGCCGACUCGCGGCAAGCGGUCUGGCAUCCUUUCAAACCGUCGUAGAACCGCUGGUCCCUAUACGCGCGUAGACCCGCCUGCCUUCAACCUGCCUUCAUCCUCCUCGGCACCAUUCAGCCUCGAUGCUGCUCUCAAGGGGACUAUCCCUAGCUAUGCUGCCCGUUCCACCGUUGCCACGUCCUCGCGGAAUGCCGUCAAGGACCUUGACGAGCCUGACCUGAAGGCAUCUUGGUUCUUUGAUAUCCACGAGGAUACGCCAGAGCAAGAAAUGACCAACAUGCUGCAGCACGGAACUUGUGUCCUUGACAUUAGCUCGGAUGAAGAGAGUGAACGCAAGGCUAGCAGAGACCGCGCAGAGGGUCGCGACAAGGAGAAUGUACCGCCUGUCGAUGACGUUAGCCAGACAUCUGCACGUCGCUCUGCUCGUCGUACCAGUGAGGACGAGAUGAUCUUUGAGAAGGAGAGGAUAGCUCUGGGCGAGAUGGACGCUAGCGAAUUCUAUGCCUUCGGCUGCGACGAGUCAUCGAUCAUCAUCAUUCCUGCCGACGAAGAGGAAGAAGAAAACGAGGUGGCCCCUCAAACCGCAGUCCCCGAACUCCAAGAGCUCGUUUCGGAACCCACAGUAGUCCCGCUUGAGGUUCCCGUGGAAGAAAAAGGUGUAGACGAGCUCAUGGGCAAAUCCACAGAGACAGCAGCCAAGGCCGCGCUCUUGGAGCCAAUGGAGGGCACGGGUGAGAGCUUUGAGCUGUGGGAAAGUGGAAGCGCCAAAGAUGAAUCAGAGGUGGCGGUUGCCGAAUGCUGA